Messenger RNA from Symbiodinium sp. CCMP2456, 1008 nucleotides. The record is from the annotation of a GenBank genome assembly. Lineage: Eukaryota; Dinophyceae; Suessiales; Symbiodiniaceae.
AUGCAGCGCUUGGUGCUUCGAGAGGCAAACAAGGACAUUACCCUUGCGAAGCUCGAGAUCGAAGAGGUCGACACACCGCAGCCAAAGCCUGGCCAGCUGCUGAUCAAGGUACUUGCUGCUCCGGUGAACCCCUCGGACGACGGAGUAUGGAAGAAAGCACCUUCACAUGGCUAUCCGUUGCCGUUGGGAAACGAGGGCUCCGGGCUGGUGGUUGCCACUGGCGGCGGCGUAUUCGCAUCGCAAUUCGUGGGGAAGAAGGUCGCCUUCACAGGAAAGUCCUAUGCACAGUAUGCAGUCGUGGAUGCUUUUGGGAUGGGUCCUUGGAGCCUGCCCAGCAGCAUUCAGGUGGAGGAUGCGUGCGCCUAUUUCGUGAAUCCCUUCACCGUGAUCUCCAUCGUCGAGGCUGUACGCUCUAAGAAGGGGAAGGCCUUCAUUCACACAGCUGCGGCAUCACAGCUGGGCCAGAUGAUGGUGAAGUACUGCCAGAAGGAGGGUAUUGCCUUGGUGAAUUUGGUGAGGAGGAAGGAGCAGGUCGAGCUGCUUCAGAAGCUCGGGGCGAAGUACAUCGUGAACACCAGCGAUCCAGAAUGGAAGUCAGCACUUGGGAAGAUGAUGAUGGAGCUUCAGAUCUCGCAGGUGGUGGACUGCAUCGCUGGUGACUUCACCGCUGAGCUAAUCGAGCUGCUUCCCCCCGGCGGCACGGCCUGGGUCUACGGACGGCUCUCAGGCAAAGACCUGUCUGCCAUCAACCCGAUUCAACUCAUCUACUUUGGCAAGAAGCUCGAGGGCUUCCUCGUCAGCAGUUGGAUCUUCAAGGAUGGUAUGGUCCGUGGCCUCUUGCGUGCCCGCAAGCAAGCCGCGAUCGUUGCGAAGAACUUCGACAUCUUCGGAUCCCAGGGCUUCAAGGACGUGUCGAUGAAAGAUAUGCACCAGGCCUACUGCAGCCACCUCGCCUCGGGUGCGACGGGGGCCAAACUUCGAGUGAGGCCUUGGUCCUUCAAGGGCUAA